This is a messenger RNA of Gigantopelta aegis, 5755 nucleotides long. Its product is annotated as serine/threonine-protein kinase 3-like. Bases 87 to 1580 code for a protein of 497 amino acids. The record is from RefSeq and is a predicted model, not a curated record. NCBI's taxonomy places the organism in Eukaryota, Metazoa, Mollusca, Gastropoda, Neomphalida, Peltospiridae. The transcript has 13 exons. Gene Ontology annotation, biological process: intracellular signal transduction; regulation of MAPK cascade; protein tetramerization. Gene Ontology annotation, molecular function: ATP binding; protein serine/threonine kinase activity. Gene Ontology annotation, cellular component: cytoplasm.
GGUAAAUAGACGGAAGUCAUCUUACUUUGUUCAAGAUGUUGGUUGUUUGAUGAAUUAAGAAUAAUUUAAGUGACCAAGUUACGAAGAUGUCCAACCAAAGUGCACGCUUGUACCGCUUGAGUGAGGAGUGCCUCACUCGUCCGCCAGAUGAAGUUUUCGACAUUGUUGGCAAGCUCGGAGAAGGUUCCUAUGGCAGUGUGUUCAAAUCUCUGCACAAAGAGUCUGGGCAGGUGUUGGCGAUCAAACAGGUUCCCGUGGAUACCGAUCUGCAGGAAAUCAUCAAGGAAAUAUCCAUCAUGCAACAGUGUGACAGUCCGUAUAUCGUCAAGUACUACGGGAGUUAUUUCAAGAACACUGACUUAUGGAUCGUCAUGGAGUAUUGUGGAGCAGGUUCAGUGUCCGAUAUCAUGAGACUACGAAACAAAACUCUAAGUGAAGAAGAAAUAUCAACAAUCCUGUCCUACACAUUAAAGGGUCUCGAGUACCUCCAUUCGAGACGGAAGAUCCACCGUGAUAUAAAAGCUGGUAACAUUUUGCUGAACACGGAAGGUCAUGCAAAGCUGGCUGAUUUUGGAGUGGCCGGACAACUCACAGAUACCAUGGCAAAACGAAACACUGUGAUAGGCACACCAUACUGGAUGGCCCCUGAGGUGAUACAAGAAAUAGGCUAUGACUGUGUUGCAGAUAUAUGGAGUUUAGGUAUUACAGCUUUAGAAAUGGCCGAGGGUAAACCGCCAUAUGGUGAUAUUCAUCCCAUGAGGGCAAUAUUUAUGAUCCCGACAAAGCCGCCUCCAUCAUUCAGAAAUCCUGACAAGUGGUCGCCAAAGUUCAUUGAUUUUGUCUCCAAGUGCUUGGUGAAGAACCCGGAGAACCGGGUAACAGCUGCAGAACUAUUGGAGCACGAGUUUAUCAAGCAGUCAGAGAACUGUGCGGUGCUGCAGAAGAUGAUUGUGGAGGCGAAGGAGAUACAAGAUGCGCAGGCCAUGGUGUCCCUCAAUGGAGAUGAUUCGGGUGAUGAAGAUGAAGCUGAUGGAACGAUGGUGAAGAAGACAGAUGACCCAGAUUCCGGGACAAUGAAACCUCUCAGUGACACAGAUACGCUUGUGUCGAGUGAGAGUGGAACGGUGGUUGUGAACAGUGAAGCGAGUACGCUGCAGUCGGAACUGGGUACCAUGGUGAUCAAUGAAGAUGAAGACAGUGAUGAUGGUACAAUGAAAAGACACAACACAUCAACUGCAGGUAAAGAAAAAUACCGUCCUGCCUACCUCGAUCACUUUGAGCGUAAGGAACAGGAGGAGAAAUCGCGCGCGUCACAUUCGCAGCAGCAGGCCGCACUCAGACCUCUACAACAACAACAACAGAAGCAGAUCACCCCCCCUCACCACUUCCAGAGAUCUUUCAUGGAUGGAGACUUUGAAUUCCUGAGGAAUUUAGCCUAUGAGGAGCUGGAAUCCAGGCUGGUUGACCUUGAACCUGAAAUGGAGCGUGAGAUCGAGGAACUCCGCGCCCGGUACCAGGCCAAGAGACAGCCCAUACUGGAAGCAAUCGAUGCCAAAAAGAAAAGACAACAGACAAUUUGAUAGUUAAAUCAUAGUUUAUGGAAAUCUCUUUACUUCGCGAUGAACCUGGUACAUUCUGGAAGAAGACAAUCACUUACUGGUUUCCCUGUCUCCUGCUGGACAUGAGUCGUCUACGGUUUUCAGCUCGUUUUGUGGGCUGCAGUAAUGUGGAAGCACUGACUGGCCUGUAGCAACAGAAACUUGUAUGCCUUGUUGUCAUCAGGAGAAGAAACAGUAUAAUAUAUCGCUGCUGGUACUUGUUUGUGGCAAUAAAACCAGCUUAUUAAUGUGUCCCACAUCAUCUUAACACACAACAAACUGGCCUCGCUAGUAUUCUUCCAUAUCCAACAUAUUCAAAAUUGGCGAUUAUUUCAGACUUAUAUUCAAACAUUAGUAUGAAUCAAUCAUAUUUAGCCCGGCUGUAAAAUGGGUAGUUUGCCAGACCAAAUAAGUGGCAGGAAUGUCGGCCAAUUUCGACCCCUGCAUUUAAUCCUGCCAGAUGGUCUGCUCCGACCAAAUAAUAACAAUUGAUUUUUAUCAAGAUGCUCUUCUCCCAGACAGGACAGCACAUACCACAGCCUUUGCUGUAUCAGUCAUGGGACUGAGACUGGUCCACUGAGGGCAGUCAUUCCUGUGACCUGUUGUACAUCAGUCUAGCAAUGUAGCACUGAGCUACAUCCCACCCCUCUUUAGCUCUGAUAACCAAAGAACAUAUAGUACUGCACCUUAACUGGUGUUUUCACACGGGCUAAGUGGUCUAGCUUGUGGUUAAUAGUUCUGCGGAGUAAAGUGAAAGUGUCCAGACUUUUUGUUUUAAAAUAAAGUACAUGGCAAAGUAGUAACGGAAGAAGGCAUACCCACCUGGUCGAACCUUGCAUUCUACUAAAAUUGUAUCAAAUAUAUUGGAAAAUGGUAGGACAGAAAACAAUUUAACUGGCUUCAAGCUGAAAAUUAAAAAGAAUGUUUGAUUUUUUUUUUCAUUUGGUACCACUGUUUAUGUAAAUGGAAGUGGCAGAUAAGCAAAAACUUCACAAAGAAACAUCACUGUCUCUUGUGCAUGUGCAUCUCCAUCAGUUAUCCGGAUCAAGGUGGUUUCACAAGAGAUAAGCAAGGCUUAUUACAUAAUAAUGAUGGUGGAUUAUGGUAGGCAUAUUCCAUAAUUAUUGUAACCAGUGUACACACCUGAUCCACAGUGGUUGAAAUACUGCUGUGCAAACCGGUUUUUGCCAUGUAACAUCACCAAGGGCUGGACGAUAUUUUAACCCCCCAUCCCUGUAGUAGUUUUUGUGCAUUUUUUCUCACAAAUAGGUUAAUUUUCUUUUUAUUAUAAUAUUUAAUCAUGUCUCGUCCGGCUGAGUUUUGUUUGGGGUGGCGUAAUUUGUAGCUUGCUGGACUAAAUAUCUGGCAAGAAUUUCAGCCAGUUUCGACCCCUGACCCACUUUACACACCUUAUCCAUGGUGGAUAAAUGUGUUGGUUUCAGCUGGUUACAGAGUAGACAGUUAUAUACAAUAUUUUUUAGAUUAUGACAUUUAAACAAAUGACCAGGUAUUCAGAAAAGUAACCCACAAUAAAGAUGGACACAUUUGCUCUUGGUGUAAGAGUUGCAGUUUUAACUCUUGACAUACUUCAUUAACAUUGUUAGCUAAAGUUAAUACAUAACAAAAAAAUUGUCAUCUGUUAUUUUGUUGGUACAGUGGCUAAGUUUAGAAAUAUAUUACUUUGAUACAAAUAUUUGAUUUGAUAAAAGGAAUGUGUUUGGUGAUAUUUAUCUUUAUGAGUUAAUUAUUAUAAUGAAUUUGGAAAGAAGUUUACUUUCAUUUUUUAAAAAUUUAUUUAAAGUUAUGAUGCAGUGAACAGUGUAGAGGUUUUUGUCAACUUGUACAUACUGUUUUCAAUCUGUCACUGGUUAUGACAUUUUAGUCUUACAUGUCGUGUCAAUGACAAGAAGUGAAAUGCAAGAUGUGAAUUAAUAAUGAAAAUAAAACCCUAAAUCUAGUUAUAUUAAAACUAAAAUUCGGAUCUGAAAAUUACAAGAAUGAUCAUUUUGUUUGUGUAUCACUAGUGCAAGUCUAUUUUUGUGAAACACAUUUAUUUGUUUGUAUAUUAAAUUUAGGACAUUCUGAUGGGUUGCACAUGUUAUGUGAAUUUGUUUUUUGUGUAGCUCAUAAAAGGUUAACUCCAAUUUUCAGUUCUCAGAGGCUUGCUUGCAAAAGAUAUAUCGCACAACAUUUAAAAUAAUGUGGAAAAUAAUUUAAAAUAACAUAAGAAAUUGCUUUGUAAAAUUAACAAUUUAGCCAUUAAUAGAAAAUAUAUUUGUUUAAAUAUAUUAUAAAAAACCCCAGUAGUAUACUUUAUAAUUGCAUAUUAACUAAGGACAAAAUAGUAAUCUCAUGACAUUAUUUCAACAUGUUUUCAGUUUAAUUCAAAUCUCAAUGUUACCCAGCAUAUCAUUUUACUUGAAGCUUUUUAUAUAUCAUUUGUUGGGCUGGUGUUUGGUGUCAGGUCUUCUACGUUGUUUGUGGACGGCGACAUUGCCCAAUGGCAAAACAUAGUAACUCACUUUUUCGUCAGACUUGUAACUCACUUUUUCGUCAAAUGUACUAUGUAAUGAAGGUCAUCUUUGAAUGAAUUAUUGCACAAUUGAUUUGCAGCUAGUGUGUUUACCAUUGGCAAAACCAUGCAAGGCCAUGGAAACUUCAUUAGCAUGAAACCAGAACCCAUGACAUCCAGUAAUCAAGUCAAUUUUGCACAAACAAUAAAUGUUAAAAUUGUCUUUUUGAAGUAAUAACCUUGUUGUUGCAAUGAACCAGUCCUUAGUUGGGCACAACUUAACUACUUGUCGUUUUUCUCAAAACAUGUGAGUUCAUAAGUUUUGCUGUAAAACUGCAAAACAUUUUAAUUUUGUGUUGAAAGUAUUAAUCAAAAUCACCAUUUAUCCAUUUUGUUGUCUCAUUUUACAAUGUGCUAUUAAUCUCUUAUUAGUCUUCAUCAGAUAGCAGUUAUAUUCUGUUCAAAAUAAGUAGGGAUUAUGUGAAUUACAAUAUGAAUAAGUAUGCAGUGAAAAUUUAAUUCUAUGGCCAGCCCUGAUUUCAGACCUUACUCCCAUCGAACAUGUGUGACAUCAUGGGGUGACACCAACAUUAGUGGGUCCAAGGAAUUUGACGGUUAAGUGCUGUACCACAGAUUGAGUUUGCCACAACAGAUCAUGCAUGUUUAGAGAACUACAGAGGUUCUGUUCAUUAAUAGUCCCCUACUGGUCCAACCAGGUUCUGUCUGUCAGUCUCUUGUGUUGUUUUUUCGGAAUGCCUCAAGAUAUUUAUCUGAAAUUUUGGGUAUGUAUUUUUACAAAUCAAUUUUAACUUUCAUUGCAGUUUAUCCAAUUUUCACAUAGUUAUGGUCCUUUACCUUAGAAGAUAUGAAAAUGUGUUGUGCCCGGUAGUAGAUGUGUAUUGCUUUACCAGUACUCUCAGAAUGUUUUUUAAUUCAUUUACUUGAAUUUUACACGUUUCAUCUUUCUUGCCUAUCUGGGUCUCUCAUGUGGGAUACCUCUAUAUUCUGACAUAAACAAAUGGCCAUGCCAUGUAACAGCAUUGUUCCACCUUUACCAUGCACUACUACAUGUAUUAGUAUCAAUAUUAAACUCUUCCUAUUAUAUUGACUAAUGUUUAACUGACUCCGACUUAUUUUGAACAGUAUUAUCACGUCAUGUAUCAUCAAAUUGUAAUCAGGAAAUGUGGAUGAUAGUGUAUGAUGAUUUUCAUAUAUACUGAACACCAUAAGAAAUGCUAUCUAGUUUGCAGGAGCCGUAGUUUCAUUACAGUACAUUAAUAAUUCACAUACUUUUGGAGAAUAAUUAAUUAUUUGCUUCUAAGCUACACAGAAAGUUUGUUAAUUCAUGUGAUUGUGUAUUUGGGUUUAAGCUGGAUUUAUUUAUCAUUUCUUUUGGUUGAUGUAUAAAUUUAGAUCAAGUCUGAAUGUAAACUUGAAUGUGAUAUUAUAUAAUGAUACUAUGUGUAGUAUUUGUGAGGCUGCCAACAAAUAGAAGACACUGUUUUAAAUGUCUCAUCUUUGUGAGAAGGUUCUUAUAUUUUGCCUUGCUCACUGGUUUGUAGUCAACUUUGUAAUUAGUGCACAAUCUCUCUCUCUCUCUCUCUCUCUCUCUCUCUCUCUCUCUCUCUCUCUCUCUCUCUCUCUC